Schizosaccharomyces osmophilus is the source of this 2577-nucleotide messenger RNA. It is a transcript of the gene ala1, whose product is annotated as mitochondrial and cytoplasmic alanine-tRNA ligase Ala1. Lineage: Eukaryota; Fungi; Ascomycota; Schizosaccharomycetes; Schizosaccharomycetales; Schizosaccharomycetaceae. The coding region runs from base 1 to 2577 and encodes 858 amino acids. Gene Ontology annotation, biological process: tRNA modification; alanyl-tRNA aminoacylation. Gene Ontology annotation, cellular component: cytoplasm; mitochondrion. Gene Ontology annotation, molecular function: aminoacyl-tRNA deacylase activity; nucleic acid binding; ATP binding. The record is from RefSeq and is a predicted model, not a curated record. The transcript has a single exon.
AUGUUUGAAAUGUUGGGCAAUUGGUCAUUUGGUGAUUACUUCAAAAAAGAGGCUAUUCAGAUGGCCUGGGUAUUGCUUACCGAGGUAUAUGGUCUUGAAAAGGACCAGCUUUAUGUCACUUACUUUGGUGGCCAUGAAGAAUCUGGCUUAGGACCUGAUUUGGAAGCUCGUCAACUUUGGCUUGACAUUGGUUUCCAUGAGUCUCGUGUACUUCCUGGAGACCUCAAAGAUAAUUUCUGGGAAAUGGGUGAUCAAGGCCCUUGCGGUCCUUGCUCAGAAAUUCACUAUGAUCGUAUUGGUAACCGCUCCGUUCCUGAACUCGUCAACAUGGAUGAUCCCAAUGUUCUCGAAAUUUGGAACAUUGUCUUUAUUCAAUACAACCGUGAAAAAGACGGCACUCUUCGCCCCCUCCCUAACCGUCACGUUGAUACUGGUAUGGGUUUCGAGCGUCUAGUAUCUGUCAUUCAAAACAAGACGUCUAACUACGAUACCGACGUGUUUACUCCUCUCUUCGAAAAGAUUCAAGAGCUUACCGGUGCUCGUCCUUAUACUGGAAAAAUGGGCGAUGAGGACGCGGAUGGUAUCGAUACUGCUUAUCGUGUUGUUGCUGACCACGUUCGUACCUUGACUUUUGCUAUAAGCGAUGGCGGUGUCCCUAAUAACGAAGGACGUGGUUACGUCUUGCGUCGUAUCUUGAGACGUGGUGCUCGCUAUGUCCGUAAGAAGUUUGGUGUACCUAUUGGAAGCUUUUUCUCCCAACUCUCUCUUACGGUCGUCGAACAGAUGGGAGAAUUCUUCCCAGAGCUUCACAGAAAGGUUGCAGAUGUACGUGAAUUAUUGGACGAAGAAGAAGUUUCCUUUUCCAAAACUUUAGAUCGAGGUGAAAAAAUGUUUGAGCAAUAUGCAGCUAUCGCCAAAAAGUCUUCUAGCAACGUUUUGCAAGGAAAUGAUGUCUGGCGGCUUUAUGAAACCUAUGGCUUUCCCGUCGAUCUUACUCAUUUGAUGGCUGAGGAAGCCGGUAUUAAGAUUGACGAACCUGGUUUUGAAGCUGCUCAAGCACAUUCGAAGGAAAUGAGUAAGCGUGCUACUAAGAGUGGCUCCUCUGGCGGUGAAUUGCUAGUUUUGGACGUUCAUGCCUUGGGCGAUCUAGCAAAAAUGGAUGCAGUCCCCAAGACUAAUGAUAGCUACAAACACGAUGAUGCUACUUUAGAUUCUACCGUGAAAGCUAUUUAUCAUAGAGAUGGCUUCCAAACUGCCACUAACGGUUUCGAAUCUGGUGAGCAAAUUGGAAUCUUGCUUGAUCGUACAAACUUUUACGCUGAACAAGGUGGUCAAGAGAACGACACCGGCCAUAUCGUUAUUGAUGGCAAUGCCGAUUUCCGUGUAACCAAUGUUCAGGUUUAUGCUGGCUACGUUUUGCAUACUGGUUUCUUAGAAUACGGCAAUCUUAACGUCGGUGAUAAGGUCACCUGUGAGUAUGAUGAAAUUCGUCGUUGGCACUUGAUGAACAAUCAUACCGUUACCCAUGUUUUGAACCUUGCCCUCCGUAAUGUUCUUGGAGAAGGUAUCGACCAACGUGGUUCUUUGGUUUCUCAAGAAAAGAUGAGAUUUGACUUUUCUUACAAGUCGUCAGUUCCUAUUGAUAAACUUUUGGAAGUUGAAAAUUUCUGCAACGAUCAAAUUAAAAAGAACUUGCCAGUCUAUUCGAAGGAUGUCCCCUUAAAGGACACAAAGGAAAUUAAUGGUUUGCGUGCCGUUUUUGGCGAAGUCUACCCCGACCCAGUUAGACUUGUUUGUAUCGGUGUUGACAUCGAUACUUUAAUAAAAAACCCCAAGAACCCCGAGUGGCAUAAUUAUAGUAUUGAAUUUUGUGGUGGUACUCAUGUUGAUAAAACCGGUGAAAUGAAAGAUUUCGUUAUCCUCGAAGAAAGCGGUAUUGCUAAAGGUAUCCGUCGGAUCGUAUCAGUUACAUCCACAGAAGCUAAUCGUGUUUCGCGCGUCGCUAAUGACUUUGACGCCCGCAUAAAUGAAUUAGAAAAGAUGCCUUUCGGUGCUGCUAAGGAAACCGAAUUGAAGAAGAUAGGCGUAGACCUUUCCAAGCUUACCGUAUCUGCUGUUCGCAAGCAUAAUAUGAGAGAGCACGUUGCCAAAAUUACCAAGCAAUUCCAAGAUCAGGUGAAGGCUGCUAACGCUGCUGAGCAAAAGGAGGCUGUCAACGUGAUAGCUGAAUAUUUUAAGGAGAACCCGGAAGCUCACUUUGUUGUCGCUAAGGUCCCUAUCUCAGCCAAUGCCAAGGCUUUGAGUUUCGCUCUCGCUCAUACAAAGAAAAACCUCAAAGAUAAGAGUGUUUACCUUGUGGCUUCUGAUAAUGUAAAGGUUGCUCAUGCUUGCCUUGUUUCCAAUGAGGCUUUGCAAAAGAUCACUCCUCAAGAAUGGUCUCAAAAGGUUUGCUUACAAAUUGGAGGACGUAGUGGUGGUAAAGGUGAUACUUGUCAAGGUGUUGGUGACAAGGCUGAGAAUGUUGAUACCGCCAUCGAAGAAGCUAUUGAAUUCUUCCAAGGUAAAUUGACUUUGUAG